Effrenium voratum is the source of this 1565-nucleotide messenger RNA. The record is from the annotation of a GenBank genome assembly. NCBI's taxonomy places the organism in Eukaryota, Dinophyceae, Suessiales, Symbiodiniaceae.
CCCGCGCCGUGUUGCCCCAUGAAGCCGGCCGUGCACGCGCCCAGUGCUUGACUCCAUGGCCACGGGCGCCAUGGGCGCCGGGCUCGGCCGCGCCCGCGGCUUCCGCGGCUUCCGCGGCCUCCGCGGCGCUUUCCGGCUCGAUGCCGCGCGGGGCAUCACCUACACGCCCUCCAUGGUGUCCAUGGAGGCGCUUAGGGCAAGGCAGCCCCGGGAGCUCCUGCAGACCGACGUCUUCAGGACGGUGCCGCCGGAGGACAUGACGCCCAUGGACCUCGCGGAGCUGGCCACCGCGCAGGUGGCCACCAACCCGGCCAAGGUAUUGGAGGUCUACAAGCGUCAUGCUCGAAGCGGCGGCUGCGACCCCGCAGUCCUGAUCCGGGCGUUUGCGCAGCUGGGCUUUCUCUUUGACCCCAACUCCUUCUUCUCCAACUCGGAUCGCCAGAUCCUCACGAGGCACAGGACCUUCCGCAGCCUGGCCCAUGACCUGUGGAAGGUCCGCGGGGAGCUUCCGCCCGCAGCCGCGCCGCUGCUUCUCUAUUCCAUGGCUUCGCUGGACUACCGCUGCGUGCCACUGCUGCCCACUCUCCUGGAAUCGGUGGAGACCAACCUCAGGUCCUGGCGCUUGGAGGCGCUGAGUUUGCUGCUGCACUCCUUGGCUUCCCUGGGCCUGGCGGAGGGCCCGGUGAUCUUCGAUACCCAGGACCAGAGGAGCUCGGACUACGGCUCUUUGUGCCAGGCCCUGGCACUGGAGCUGGGCCGCAGGGCGGCUGACCAACAGCUGGGCCGUGACGGCGCGUGCCAGGACUGGGCGAGGGCAGCCUUCGCGGUGGUCAUGUCUGGGGACUACGACCUGGAAGAAGAGGGUCAGAAGGUUCUGCCACUCUUCAUCGAUCGCGCUUGCGAACAGCUGGAGAACAAGCUGGAGGUGGAAAACUCCGGCUGGGCCCAGUUCUUCCUAUACCAAGUCCUCUAUUGCGUGGACGUGGAGAAGCCGGCGUGUGAAGAGGCGGUGAAGCGGGCUAUGCCCAUGUGGAUCCAGGAGCUGCUGCACCACCGCUGGCUGGACAACAUCGUGCUGUCCGCGCAGCCACAGGGCGCGGAUGAGAUGCAGCGGGACCUGGAUCGUUGCCUGCAGCGCACCAACACCCAGGCGCUGCUGAACUGCUCCUUUGGCCGCGACUGGGACGAGCAGCAUUGCUGGUUCGCAGGCUUUUUGAUGGAGCCGAAGGUCGCGCUGGAGUGUGACAGCAUGCUUCCACUGGGCGUUGGACGGCCAAAACCUUCAGGAUGGUUGGCCCUGAAGAGCCGCAUCGCGCGAAAGGUUGGCUUGCGGGUGGUCACGCUGCACGACUGCUUCUGGCGACAUCUCACGGAGGAUCAAAAAGAUGAGCAAAUGCUUCGGAUCCGGCUUCAGGUGGGAUAUCGCCACAACAAAGACCUGGAACAGCAGCGGAAGAAGAUCCGACAGACACCGCACACCUACAAGGGCCUGGAAAGCAAGCGUAAGGAGUGGGCUCCGCAGCCAGGGCCGGCCUCGGAUGAGAGAGCCUUCACUUAGGGCGCAG